Linum tenue is the source of this 269-nucleotide messenger RNA. The record is from the annotation of a GenBank genome assembly. Lineage: Eukaryota; Viridiplantae; Streptophyta; Magnoliopsida; Malpighiales; Linaceae.
UCCCAGGGUCAGAGUGUGAAAAAUGGCGUCCAUCUCCGCCACAACCACAGCUUCUUCCUUCAUCCAUGCAUCUCUCCUUCGCAACCCCUCUCUAGGGGUUUCCUCCACCCCAGUUCUCGGGCUGCCGUCGAUGGCGAAGAGAGGAGAGUGGUGAAGUGCUCGGCGGAAGGAAACAGAAGCAACAGCAACGGGUGGGAUAAGAAGGGGAUGAUGAGCGCUUCGCUGAUGGCGGCGGUGGCCGCAGCAGCUGCGUCGAGCCCAGCAGCGAU